UGUACAGGUUCUGGCAGUGGGAGGACUGCUGGCAGCCUGCUUCCUGGUUGCGAGUCCUAGUGGAGCUCGGGUUAUCAUGAACAUCGAAGCAUAUUUUGAAAGAAUUGGCUAUAAGAAUUCGAGGAACAAACUGGACUUGGAAACUUUAACUGACAUUCUUCAGCACCAGAUCCAAACCAUUCCUUUCGAGAACCUUAACAUCCAUUGUGGAGAAACCAUGGAAUUGGGCUUGAAGGCCACUUUUGAGCAAGUUGUUGGUAGGAACCGUGGUGGGUGGUGUCUCCAGGUUAAUCAUCUUCUGUACUGGGCUCUGACCACAAUUGGUUUUGAGACCACAAUGUUGGGGGGUUAUGUGUACUCUACUCCAGCCAACAAAUAUAGCAAUGCUAUGAUUCACCUCCUGCUGAAGGUGACUAUUGAUAGUAAGAAUUACAUAGUGGAUGCUGGCUUUGGACGUUCUUACCAGAUGUGGCAACCUCUGGAGUUAAUUUCUGGGAAGGAUCAGCUUCAAGUGCCUUGCAUCUUCCGUUUAACAGAAGAGAGAGGAAUCUGGUACCUGGACCAAAUAAGAAGAGAGCAAUAUAUUGCAAAUGAAGAAUUUCUUAAUUCGGACCUCCUAGAAAAAGAUAAAUACCGAAAAAUAUACUCCUUUACUCUUGAACCUCGAACAAUUGAAGAUUUUGAGUCCGUGAAUACAUACCUUCAGAUAUCUCCAACAUCUGUGUUUACAAGCAAGUCAUUCUGUUCCUUGCAGACAUCUGAAGGGGUUCACUGUUUAGUGGGUUGCACCCUUACCUAUAGGAAAUUCAAUUAUAAGGACAAUAUGGAUUUGGUAGAGUUUAAGAUCCUGAAUAAGGAAGAAAUAGAACAAAAACUGAAAAAUGUAUUUAAUAUUUCCUUGGAGAGAAAGUUUGUGCCCAAACAUGGUGAUCAAUUUUUUACCAUUUAGAGUAAGGAGUAAAAAUGGUCUUCAGUAUUACUUCAUGUACUGAAACUUUUUAUUAUAAAAAAUUAAACAUAUAUUAAAGACAAUAAAAUAAG
Messenger RNA from Suricata suricatta (meerkat), 1041 nucleotides. RefSeq names its product arylamine N-acetyltransferase 1. Gene Ontology annotation, molecular function: acetyltransferase activity. The coding region runs from base 77 to 949 and encodes 290 amino acids. The transcript is spliced from 2 exons. The record is from RefSeq and is a predicted model, not a curated record. Lineage: Eukaryota; Metazoa; Chordata; Mammalia; Carnivora; Herpestidae.